GCGGAAAGGUAUACGAAGAGAACGAAAACAUACGAGUCCUCACCGGGUGUCUGAUCAGAGUGGUUGAUGAGUGUCAAGAAAUAUCGUUGACUAUAGAAUUGAGAUAUUAAAGUAUACUUGUGUCAUAAAUAUCAGAUUCACAUAAUGGAGACCGAUGACGGCAAUGAUAAUGCUACAUGUACAUGUAACAUUGGGUCUGUUUCUGCAACCGGUGCACCACUGAAGGGUCAUCCUGUGCAGAUAGUGAUUGCUAAGGACGACCACACAUUUGAGUUGAAUGAAGAAAAAUUAGAGGAGGUCCUACAUCACCCUCUCAUUCAAAACAAAAAGGUCGUCGUCGUCUCAGUAGCUGGGGCGUUCCGGAAAGGGAAAUCUUUUCUUCUAGAUUUCUUCCUUCGAUAUCUUUUUGCAAAUGGUUCACCCGACUGGAUGGGGGAUGACGAUUCCCCCCUGGAGGGGUUCACCUGGCGGGGAGGGUCAGAGCGAGAUACAACUGGCAUCCUGUUGUGGAGCGAACCUUUUGUCUGGCAAAUACCAUCUGGAGAAGAGGUAGCCAUACUUCUGAUGGACACACAGGGGGCCUUCGACAGCGAGUCCACUGUCAGAGAUUGUGCCACGGUCUUCGCUCUCAGCACAAUGAUCAGUUCUGUUCAGGUUUAUAAUUUAACACAGAAUAUACAGGAAGAUGAUCUUCAGCAUCUACAGUUGUUUACAGAGUAUGGCAGGUUAGCCCUAGAAGACAAUGACAAUGUCUCUAAACCAUUCCAGAGUCUCUGGUUUUUGGUGCGAGACUGGAGUUUCCCUUAUGAAGCAUCUUAUGGGGUUGCAGGUGGCAAAAAGAUUCUUAUGAGAAGACUACAGAUCUCUAACCGACAACAUCCUGAGCUGCAGCAGUUACGAAGACACAUCAGUUCAUGUUUUGAUUCCAUCAACUGCUUCCUCCUUCCACACCCUGGCCUUAAGGUUGCUACCAACCCACACUUUGAUGGUAGAUUACGAGAUAUUGAAGACGACUUCAAAGAUCAACUUAAAAUCUUAGUGCCUUUACUCCUGUCCAGAUCCAAUCUUAUCCCCAAAGAAAUAAAUGGCACUCAGAUCACCUGCAGUGAUUUGGUGGAAUAUUUUAAGGCCUAUAUCAAAAUUUAUCAAGGAGAGGAGUUGCCGGAACCAAAGUCAAUGCUGCAGGCAACUGCUGAAGCUAACAAUCUUGCAGCUGUGUCUAACUCAAAAAAUAAAUAUAUCAAAGAGAUGGAAGAGGUCAUUGGUGGAGACCAGCCAUAUAUGCAUCCAGAUCAGGUGGAGAAAGAACACACCCAGUGCUUGCAGAGAGCAGAGCGCCUUUUUUUCCAAACCAAGAAGAUGGGAGGUCCCGAGUUCAGCAAGAGAUAUUCGGACCAGCUUCGGGAAGAACUCGACGAGGCGUUUGAAAACUUUAAAAAACACAACGAGGCCAAGAACGUGUUCAGUGCAGCGAGAACCCCUGCCGUGCUGUUCACCGUCAUGGUAGCCUCGUACAUGAUGGCGGGCAUUGUGGGCAUGCUGGGAAUCGAGUCGCUGGCUAACCUGCUGAACCUGGUGAUGUUCGUCUUCUUGGUCCUCAUGCUCACCUGGGUGUAUGUCCGCUACACCGGUGAGCACAGAAACGUGUCCACGGUCAUAGACCAGGUAGCAGAUCUCAUCUGGGAUAAGAUUCUUUCUCAAAUAUAUACCACGGCAGCUCAGCAUGCGGCUAACCAAGCUGCUAAGCAUGCAGUGGGAAAAAUAAGGAAGACACAAUAGUUAGUGCUAGCACAUACAUGUAGCACAGCGUCUACAGGUCUAUUAUGCAACAACAGAGUAUACUCCACGGAGGGGUCAAAUUCUAUCUGCCUUCUGCAGGGCAGAGACUGGUUUAAUGUUUGUUGAUAGGUUUCCAUUGACGUUUGUGCCAGUCAUGUUGACUCGUUUAUUUUCUUACUGCUAUCGACUGUGCAGAUAAAAAGAUGACUUGUAGUUGGUGCAAUGGACUUGUUUAAGAUUUCAUCCUUGAAGCUGGUAGAAAAUAUUUAAAUUCUACCUCUGCAGUGUUGUGUUUCAUCCCCCAACAUAUUUUGCAGUAAAUUGUGAUACUUUUUUCAUCCUUCUCGAAAUAUUUUGUAUUUCAAAAUACUGUAGAUUAACUGGUUCAGUGGAUGUGUACAGAAAUACCUUGAAAUAAUUCAAAUUGUUAUAAAAAAAAAAAAAGUUGGUCAUGUUAAGUUAUACAAUGUUAAAAUUAUUGGAAACAGUUGUGUUCAAAUUUCAGUAAUUAAAUUGUUAAUUGUACAUUUAUGAAGUGAAAACAUUUCAUUAAAGACACUUCUUAAUAGU
Molecule: messenger RNA, 2349 nt
Organism: Gigantopelta aegis
Lineage: Eukaryota; Metazoa; Mollusca; Gastropoda; Neomphalida; Peltospiridae
Product: atlastin-2-like
Exons: 14
Coding region: 145-1779 (544 amino acids)
Biological process (GO): endoplasmic reticulum organization; protein homooligomerization
Molecular function (GO): GTP binding; GTPase activity
Source: RefSeq, a predicted model, not a curated record